This is a messenger RNA of Meloidogyne enterolobii, 391 nucleotides long. The record is from the annotation of a GenBank genome assembly. NCBI's taxonomy places the organism in Eukaryota, Metazoa, Nematoda, Chromadorea, Rhabditida, Meloidogynidae.
ACAGACUGAGGAAGAAAAAGAAGUAGCCAAACCAAUAGCCAUAGUUGGAGGUAUUGGAAGAGGUGAAAUAAACAAAGAAGAGAUGUCGACAACAACAAAUAAUUUAUUGAACGAACAAUUAUUUGUUUCUUCAUUUGUUAGAGCUAUAAUUAUACCGAACAGUCAAAAUACAGAAUGGACAGAUUUGAGAGAAUUUCGUGUAAAAGAAAUGAAUGAAAAUCGCCAAAGAGCCGCACAUAUGGAGAAUACAAUGCGUUGGUGGUUACUUUCGGCAGAACAAUGGCGUCAGAAAUGGCUAAAUGUUCGAAAUGAACGUAACAGAUUAAAGGAAGAGAAUGUUCGUUUAAAAAAAGAAUUGAUGGAAAUUAAAAAUAAAAUUAAAGAAACUUAA